AUGUCCAAGUCAUCAAAGAAAAGCUCGUCAACGCCCUCCCUGCAGGAUGGAACCAUAGUCGUCACUAGCCAGCAAAGCCGCUUUCAUGUGGAUGCCGUGGAUGCUCCAACUUCAAAGGAUAUUGAUGUUAAGGAUCUGACGCUAUCCGUUGGGGGGCGCGGAUUACUGGACCACGCACAUCUACGGAUCGUGGAGGGCGUGCAUUAUGUCCUGGCUGGGCGGAAUGGAACCGGGAAAAGCUCGCUGCUGCGAGCGUUGGCGGAACGACGAGUACCUGGUGUUCCUCGCAAUUUGCGUCUACUCUUACUUGGGCAGACGCGAAUUAGUUCCGAUGCAGUGACAGAAUCUGACGACAGCGAGGGCGAUAGCAUCAAGGUACUUGAACACGUCACAAGAAGUCUUGCCGCAGCACUAGAAGAUAAAGCCGAUUCCAGCAAUAUUGUGCCGACGGUACGGUCGCUUCAACUCGAGCAAGCUAAGCAAGAGUUGGUCGAGGCUCAACUUAUAGCGGCACGACGGAGUGGUGCGCGAGGACUCAAGGCCCGCCAAAUGCUCACAGAGAAGGAGAAGGAAGUGGAGGCGGCGCAAAAACGCUAUGAUGAAGCCGGGAGCGCCGAAGAUGAACAAGAAGCGACCAGAAUCGGGCUCGAUAUGCUGGAAGCGACACGUUCGGCACUAGAGGCAAUGGACGCUGGUAGUACUGAGGCUCGAGCCCGAACGAUACUCCUCGGCCUGCGGUUUUCCGAGGAACAAAUUGAAAACCCCGUCAAAUCGUUGUCUGGAGGAUGGCAAACACGCUGUGACCUCGCAUGCGCUUUGAUUCAGAAAACCGAUAUACUGAUGCUUGACGAGCCCACGAAUUUUCUUGAUCUGCCAGCCAUUAUUUGGCUUGAAAGGUACAUCACGAAAUCGCUAGCGGGGACCACUGUGAUCAUUGUUACACAUGAUCGCGACUUUGCCGACGCCAUUGCUCACGAGGUGUUGCUCGUCCGGCUUGCUCCCGCCAAAACGCUGGAGGUGUUCAAAGGCAAUUUGACAGAAUAUGAGAGCGAAAAGCGGCGACAAAUCCGACGCAUGACCAAGAUGGCCGAAGCACAAGAAAAGCAGACGGAACACAUGAAAGAUACCAUUGCCAAGAACGUCAAGGCUGCGAAACGAACGGGAGAUGACAAGAAAUUAAAACAAGCGGCAUCACGGAGAAAGAAGCUAGAGGAACGGACUGGGCUUGAGGUUGGCCAACGUGGUGGUAGGUUCAAACUCAAUCGAGACCUUGCAGGAUGGCACAACUCAGUGCGCGAUGGCAUUGAUAUUCCCGAGUUUGAUCCACCUGUUACGAUAACGCUGCCGGAGCAGCCAGAACCGCUGCGUCAUUCCGGGCCUCUGUUCAGCUUUGACAAAGUCUCGUUCACCUAUCCCAAAUCGGGCGUCUGGACCUUGAAAGAUGUUGACCUAGUUAUGCACCCUCGUGAACGUGUAGGGCUGGCCGGUCUGAAUGGAAGCGGAAAGUCCACACUGGUCAAGCUCCUUAUGGGAGCAGCCACUGGAGGAGAUCCGAGACCAUCCAAAGGCUCAGUCACAGUGCAUUCCAAGGCGAAGUUCGGCUGCUAUUCUCAAGACGCCGUCGAAAACCUGGAGACUCUCGGGAGGCAGGAUUUGCAAAGAACGGCUUUGUCUCACCUGAUGGGACUCCCGAACUGGACGGGAGAUGAACAGGCUGCUCGGGGUACACUGGCAAAGUUAGGCCUCCGAGGGAACACCGUGACAGACAUUCCUUUGGCCUCUCUAUCUGGGGGGCAACGAGUGCGUGUGGCACUGGCAGAGGCUUUUUUUAAUUCUCCUCAUCUACUCGUCCUAGAUGAAGUAACGACGCAUCUGGACGCGGACACCAUCGACGCGCUGAUUCAGGCCCUCAAAGAGUGGCAGGGUGCUCUGCUCGUGAUCACUCACGACCGGCAUUUUAUGCGAUGUGUGGUGGACCGAGAGAAGCCAGUAAGGACCGAAGACGAAGGCGAAAGCAGCGAAGAGUCGGAUUCUGAUGCAGGUACACCCGGGGUGGUAUACCACGUGCGAAAAACUGGGCUUCGAAGGCUGGACAGAGGCAUGCAGCAGUACGAAGAGAUUGUGGCUAGAAUCGUUGACAAGCUCGCUUUCCCCCUCGAAUUGACAAACCAGACAAACAUCCCGCAGGAAAGUGAAGAUCCCGUCUUCUAUCCAACUCCCCUCUUUUCGGUCACCAACGGGAGUGCAAUUGUGGCCAAUGCUAUCAGCCAAGUCAACUCCAUCCUUGCAACAAACGCAACAAAUUGCACCAAAUGUCUCUCGGCAUUGGAAGUCGGGCAAUAUGUGGCCCAACGAGUCCCUACCAUGGUCCCAGAUCUGCUGGUUCAGUUGUGUAUAAGCAGCGGGUUCAUGUCCAACACGAGCUGUCAUGAAAAUUACGACGCCGAAAACUUCGGAGCUGUUUAUACCCAAGUUCUUGCCUUAGGUAAUAUGUCCGGAUCUGACGGCGAGUAUCUUUGCAACUUUUUGAGCGGGAAUUUCUGCCCGCACCCAUUCACCCUUCCCUCAAAUACAACGGGUUACUUCGGCCCGAAGCCUGACAAUAUCACAAUUCCGAAACCCAGCGGCAACAGAGUCAAAGUCGUCCAUAUGAGCGAUUUCCAUAUUGACCCAAGAUACGACGUCGGCUCCGAGGCAAACUGCUCAAGCGGGUUGUGUUGCCGUUCCAAUAACCCCAAGAGUGCUUCUGGUCAGCUGGAGAUACCCUCACCGCUCUACGGCUCAUUCAGAUGCGACAGUCCUUAUUUCCUCCUGACGUCAGCCUUGGAGUCCAUCGGUCCUCUGACCGGCACGACGUUCAACAACCAAACCGAAAACGACCAGUUUGCCUGGGGAAUAUAUACCGGCGAUUUGGUUUCUCAUGAGUCCCAGAAUGAGCUGUCUAACAACUACACCCAAUACGCCGAGGUUUCGAUCUAUCACAUGAUCAAGUCUUACAUUCCUAGUGGACCUAUCUUCGCCGUGCUUGGAAAUCACGAUUCCAACCCUGAUGGGAUUGAUUCUCCGCACAGCAUGCCAGGAAACCUGGGCCAGCAACAGUCUUGGAAUUGGAACCAUGUUGCUUCGCUGUGGCAGCAGAACAACUGGAUUUCUUCCGACGCCGCAAACGAGGCCCGCAUGCACUACGGAGCGUACAGUAUCAACCAUCCCAAGUAUCCACAGUUGAGGAUCAUCACUUUCAACACGGACUUCUGGUACCGAAGCAACCUCUUGAAUUACAUCAACACUACAAAUCCAGACAACAGUGGAAUGUUCAAAUUUGUGGCGCAAGAGCUCGCAGAUGCCGAGAGCAAGGGGGAACGAGUUUGGCUCCUGGGCCACGUCUUGUCCGGUUGGGAUGGUUCCAACCCGCUUCCCAACCCUACAGAUCUUUUCUAUCAGAUUGUUGACCGAUACUCUCCACAUGUGAUUGCUGGUGUCUUCUUCGGCCACACCCACGAGGAUCAGUUUAUGAUCUACUAUAGCAAUAACGGAACCACCCAAGAUGCUGCGCAUGCUAUCAACGUUGGCUGGAUAGGCCCGAGUGUAACCCCUCUCACCAACCUGAACUCCGGCUACCGCAUGUACGAGGUGGACACUGGAGACUUCUCCAUAUAUAACGCCUAUACCUAUCACGUCAACGUCAGCGCGUUUCAGACUCUCGACGCUGCCCAAUCCGGCCCUGUCUGGAGCUACGAAUACUCUACCAGAGAUACAUACCAGGUCGGAUGGCCUGAGGAUGCGCCUCUCAAUGCAACGUAUUGGCAGAAGGUCACCGAGGCUAUGGCUGCAAAUCAUACGCUGGUCAGCAUCCACAACACUUACCAGGGGAAGAUGAGUGUCAUGAGUCCCAACUGCACCAACAACGCGUGCGCGGAGGCCAAAAUCUGUUACAUGAGAAGUGGGAAUGUCGCGUUGGGCAGGGAGUGUCCUCAGGGAUUCGGCUCCGUCCAGAGCCCCUUUACUGGCAAGAAUUUCUAA
Messenger RNA from Fonsecaea erecta, 4020 nucleotides. RefSeq lists its product as hypothetical. Gene Ontology annotation, molecular function: ATP hydrolysis activity; ATP binding. The transcript has 9 exons. Lineage: Eukaryota; Fungi; Ascomycota; Eurotiomycetes; Chaetothyriales; Herpotrichiellaceae. The coding region runs from base 1 to 4020 and encodes 1339 amino acids. The record is from RefSeq and is a predicted model, not a curated record.